AUGGAACCAAAGGUUCCGCCUGGGCUGUUGACGAUGUCCCAGUCUCCCAGCGAGCUACUGGGACGAGAGAAAUUAGACGUCACGGCAAUCAAGAGCUUCUGGCAAGCUUUCUACGUCUCACGACAGGCCACCAAUACUCAGACAGAUCGUCGACUUGAGUAUUUGUUCUGGAGAAUAUGGAGUAGCGAGACCUUGCAAGACGAUGCCAGUAUCGAGUCUCUGGAUCGACUGGUGUCCCGAAUUUUGUCCCCAAGUGAAACAACCAAACCGCAAAUCCCCCCAUCAUCGGAGUCUGUGUUACCUUCUCCGGGGCUCCUCUCAGCUCCACGGGCCAUUCCACAGGCUCCAUCCAAGCCUCAGUCGACCAACCGCUCAAAGAGCCCCCUUCCUCCAAUCUUGAAGAAGCCCCACAGUAUUCACGGCGACGUGCUAAAGUCAGCUCGUCUUCUUCUGGAGAAUCCUGACGGGGAAAUUGUCACCCUCAAUCCCUCAACCCCUCCUAAAUCAGACACAACUGAACCCGACGCGAGGCACAACUCAUCAGGAGGAAAGACAUCGAAGAAGCCUCAAGUGAACGCUAAUCGCGGAGGCCGAGGCUCGCGUCGUCGAUCUGUAUUUAAUCGGCGCAAAUCAUCACAAAUAACCAUUCCCAAGUCCAACUCAUCCCCGAGCCAGCGCCUGGUGAGCUCCCACCCUGCUAAAUUCGACAACCCAAUAGACCCACUGUUGAAUGCCGACCUUAUGUCUCCCCACGAGCUCUCGCAUGCAGAGAUUCACGCCGGGGUCGAGCCAGAAGACAGCUGGGCAGAUGAAGAAUCAGCUGUGCCUAUCAUAAAACGAGCCAGCAAGCUAGUCGCAUCACCAGCAACAAGUCUCACCGAGCGUAUUCACCCCAUCAAGAACCCCGAGAUCAGCCCUGCCGUCCUCGAAAUUGCAGAUAAGCAAGACCCUAUUCUCCCCCCAGGAAUUCAAACGGUUUGUCGAGACCCCAUUCAGGACGGAGCCAAGCAACAUGCUGAACCCACGGAAUUCAGUUUCUCUGAUGCCUUUCCCGGCACCCCCGAAGAAUCCUUCUUAAGCACCGAUACCUUGUCAGGCAUCUCCGUCAAUGCCACUAAAAGCGGCGAUAUUCCCGGUCUAAUCAACGCAAAACGUAUCCCCAUGCCUAGGAGCAUGAUGAAUGAACUUCUCAAUAUCAUCGAAGACCCGAAGCCUGUAAAGGACCGAAUCCAUCUCCCCAUCCGUCCCUGGUUCGUCACCGAGCACGCCUGGUACCGUAUUCCACAGCAGCACUAUCUCUUCGACUGGAUGAUUCUCGAGGAACCGACUCUUAAUGAACAGCCUUCGGAGAGACGGCUUGUUGAGCGCGAUUUUAGACAGGGCUUUGCAGAUCAGAUGGAGUAUCAGAUUGAAAUGCUUGCUGAGCUUGAGAGAGCGAGUCAAGUGGCUCUUGCGUUGGAGCAUGGCCCUGUCAGGGAGAUCUGGAAUGAUAGUUGGGACUCUGAUACCCCUACUCUGGCAUGUGACUCCCAUGAAGCUCUUUCAUCGGACAAUCGCAUGGUUGAGGAGAUUUCCUUUGUAAACAAGUUUGAUUCCAAAAUGUCUAUCCAGACUCAUUGA
Molecule: messenger RNA, 1620 nt
Organism: Penicillium atrosanguineum
Lineage: Eukaryota; Fungi; Ascomycota; Eurotiomycetes; Eurotiales; Aspergillaceae
Product: glucan endo-1-3-beta-glucosidase btgC
Exons: 4
Coding region: 1-1620 (539 amino acids)
Source: RefSeq, a predicted model, not a curated record